Molecule: messenger RNA, 763 nt
Organism: Nematolebias whitei (Rio pearlfish)
Lineage: Eukaryota; Metazoa; Chordata; Actinopteri; Cyprinodontiformes; Rivulidae
Gene: nudt3b
Product: nudix (nucleoside diphosphate linked moiety X)-type motif 3b
Exons: 6
Coding region: 166-681 (171 amino acids)
Biological process (GO): diadenosine pentaphosphate catabolic process; diadenosine hexaphosphate catabolic process; adenosine 5'-(hexahydrogen pentaphosphate) catabolic process
Cellular component (GO): nucleus; cytoplasm
Molecular function (GO): bis(5'-adenosyl)-hexaphosphatase activity; bis(5'-adenosyl)-pentaphosphatase activity; diphosphoinositol-polyphosphate diphosphatase activity
Source: RefSeq, a predicted model, not a curated record
GCGACCGUACGGUAGAUGUGCCUAGGUUAGUGAAAAUGAAGCGAAGAAGAAGUUAUUUCUUUUAAGAAAAACGCCGAGGUUCCCCGGAGGAGCGCUUUGCGUCUAUAACUAUCUUCUUAUUGAGUGGUAAAGUUAGCUGUACUUUUGAACUUUCGUGCUCCCAAAAUGAUGAAGCUCAAGUCCAACCAAACCCGGACGUACGACGGGGAUGGCUAUAAGAAGCGGGCCGCUUGUCUGUGCUUCAGGAGCGAGACCGAGGAGGAGGUGCUGUUGGUGAGCAGUAGUCGACAUCCUGACAAGUGGAUAGUCCCUGGAGGGGGAAUGGAGCCUGAAGAGGAGCCCAAUGUUGCUGCUGCUCGAGAAGUGUGUGAAGAGGCCGGCGUGAAGGGGACUUUAGGUCGCCUAGUUGGAAUAUUUGAGAACAAGGAGAGAAAACACAGAACCUACGUCUAUGUUCUUAUUGUAACGGAGGUGCUGGAAGACUGGGAGGACUCGGUCAACAUUGGGAGAAAAAGGGAAUGGUUUAAAAUAGUCGAUGCCAUACAAGUGUUGCAGUGUCACAAGCCUGUGCAGGCCACCUACUUCGAGGCUCUCCAGGGGAGUUGCCUGACCAGUAAUGGAACGCCACUGGUGACCACAAUAGUCUCUUUAGCUGAGCUGCGUCACCUGGCCUCGUCGUAAGGCAGCUGGCUCAAUACUGUGAAACUGGAGGCGCUGUAGAUAGCAUGUAAGAGGUUUUUAUUGUAAAUUGUUUAUUUCUGUA